Molecule: messenger RNA, 1746 nt
Organism: Dictyostelium purpureum
Lineage: Eukaryota; Evosea; Eumycetozoa; Dictyosteliales; Dictyosteliaceae
Exons: 3
Coding region: 1-1746 (581 amino acids)
Molecular function (GO): NADH dehydrogenase activity
Source: RefSeq, a predicted model, not a curated record
AUGUUAAGUAGAUCAAUUUCAAAAUUAAAUAAAAAUAAAUUAAUUAAAAGUAAUCAAACUGUUUUACAAAGUACAAUUGUCAAUAAUAAAAACAGUUUUAAAGAUUCAAUAAAAAACUAUUCAACAUCAACAGAAAAUUCAAAUGAAAAUAAAAAUGAAGAAAAUAAAUCAUCUCCACCACCACCACCAAAGAAAAAGAUGAAUAGAUUUGCAUUUUGGGGUGGUCUUGCAGCUGCUGGUUUAGGUUCUUUUUGGUUAAUUGAUAUGAUUGUCAAUGAUGACUUUGACUCAGUUAGCGAUAAAUUUAGAACAAGAUUACCAGAGUCAGAAAGAAAGAAUAGACCAAAAGUUGUUUUAUUAGGUUCUGGUUGGGGCACACUUUGUAUGUUAAGAAAACUCCAUACUGAUAUGUUUGAUGUUACAAUUAUUUCACCAAGAAACUAUUUCUUAUUUACACCAUUAUUGGUUGGUGGAACUACAGGUUCAAUUGAAGUUAGAUCAAUUAUCGAACCAAUUAGAAAGUAUUGCAAGAGAUCUGAUGCCAAUGAAGCUACUUUUUAUGAAGCUGAAUGUAUUUCAGUUGAUCCAGUAAAAAAGACAAUUAGAUGCGUUGAUAAUAGUGCUGUCAAAGGUGAAGUUUCAGAGUUUGACCUCCAAUAUGAUCAUUUAGUUGUUGGUGUUGGUGCAGAUAAUCAAACCUUUAAUAUUCCAGGUGUUAGAGAAAAUGCAUGCUUCCUUAAAGAAUUCAAUGACACCCGUGUCAUCAGAGAUAAAAUUAUUGAUUGUUUAGAAACUGCUUCAUAUCCAAGCCAACCAGAAAAAGAAAUUGAUAGAUUAUUAAAUUUCGUUGUUGUAGGUGGUGGUCCAUCUGGUGUAGAAUUUACUGCUGAAUUAAAUGAUUUCUUACAAUCAGAUUUAUUAAAGAACUAUCCAUUAGCUAAACGUAUUAAGGUUACAUUAGUCGAAGCUUUACCACAUAUUCUCACAGUAUUUGAUAAAAAAAUUAUUGACCAUGUUGAAAAACGUUUACGUAGCUCAGAAAAUACUAGAAUUUGGACCAAAACUGCCGUUGUUGGUGUUAAAGAAAAAGAUAUCAUUGUAAGAAAUGAAAAGAAAGAAGAAACCAAUGUUCCAUAUGGUCUUUUAGUAUGGGCAACUGGUAAUGCCCCAAGAAAACUUACUACCCAAUUAAUUCAAGCCAUUGGUACCAAUGUUCAAAAUAACAGAAGAGGUUUGGUUAUUGAUGAUUACUUUAGAGUUGCUGGUGCUGAUGGUAUUUGGGCCAUUGGUGAUGCUUCAAUUAAUCCAUCAAAACCAUUAGCCCAAACUGCUCAAGUUGCUUCACAACAAGGUCGUUACCUUGGUAGACUUUUCAACGAUUUAGCCGAAGAAAUGUAUAAUGAAAAGAUUAAAUCAAAAGAUCAAAAACUCGAACAAGUUACCCAAGAACAACAACCAACUUCAACUGUUUUCCAAACAACUACCAACAAAUCAUUUGAUUCUUUCAUUAAAUCCCAACCAGUUUUCAAAUAUAGACACAUGGGUACUCUUGCAUAUGUAGGUGACCAUCAAGCUGUAGCUGAAUUCAAAGGAGACCAUUCUACAACUACAAGUGAAGGUUAUAUUACCUAUUAUCUUUGGAGAAGUGUUUACUUUACAAAGCUAUUAAGUAUUAGAAAUAGAACCUUGGUAGUAUUUGAUUGGGCUAAAUCAGCUAUUUUUGGUCGUGACAUUUCACGUGCUUAA